AUGACCUUGUUCCCCACCAAGUUUGAAAAUGGGAAGAUUGAGUACAAGAUAAGGUACAAGGGGAGAUCAAGGCCAUUCUCUAGAGCCAAGGCCUUGUUAAGUUUAGGUGUCAAAGGAGCCAGCUCGACCGACAGCUCGAUCGAGCUAGAAACAGGGCAACUCGAUCGAGUUCCUCAACUCGACCGAAGUUCUAGCUUACUGUUCUUCAAUUCAUCAUUCAAGCAAGGAACCAACUUCAAGAAGCAACAGUUUAAGAUGUUGAGAGGUGAAGGAAGCAAGCAGCGUUCACAAGAGGGAGAUAACGAGAGGAGCAAGGAGGAUACUCAAGACACUGACCAAGGAGGAUGA
Messenger RNA from Microthlaspi erraticum, 348 nucleotides. The record is from the annotation of a GenBank genome assembly. NCBI's taxonomy places the organism in Eukaryota, Viridiplantae, Streptophyta, Magnoliopsida, Brassicales, Brassicaceae.